Molecule: messenger RNA, 1756 nt
Organism: Anastrepha obliqua
Lineage: Eukaryota; Metazoa; Arthropoda; Insecta; Diptera; Tephritidae
Product: UDP-glucosyltransferase 2-like
Exons: 6
Coding region: 93-1685 (530 amino acids)
Molecular function (GO): UDP-glycosyltransferase activity
Source: RefSeq, a predicted model, not a curated record
AUUAGGUCGUACUAACGAAAUUAAAAUAAAGUAAAAUGAAUGAAUGAAUACAUUUUUUAAAGAAAAGGAUUCGUGACUAGUUCAAAGUGAAAAUGCUUUCAAAAAUCGUUUUUACCCUACUGGCACUGGUUUUUUUAGUUGCCCAAGCACCUUUUACUGAUGGCGCGAAAAUACUCGCUGUGUACUCAUUUCCUGGCAAAAGUCACUUCAUGAUGCAUCGUGCGUUGAUUAGCGAGUUGGUUAAACAUGGCCAUCAGGUCACCAUGAUAACUGGACUAUCACUAGAAUCACUUAAAUUGGGCAGCAACUACACAGAGAUACUUAUUGAACCGGAAUACGAUUACUGGAAAGAUGUACGGGACGAGUUCGGUGAAGUCUCCAUCUAUGAAUUUAAAAACGAUAUGUCACUCUUCAUGGAUAUGCUGCAUAUAAUAGGGAUAGCCUCUACAGAGCAUGCGCUCAAACAGCCCAAAGUGCAGAAUAUCAUCGAUGCCAAACAAACCGAGGGUGUAUAUGAUUUAUUAUUGGUAGAACAAUUCUAUCAAGACGCAUUCUUAGCAUUAGCCCACGUUUACAAUAUACCCGUAAUCAGCUCUGCAACAUUUACCCAAAACCCUUACAUGAGUCAAAUGUUUGGCAUAAUAUCACCUUUUUCAUAUGUGCCUCACAGUUUUCUACCACUAACUGAGCACAUGACUUUCUGGGAACGUGUACAAAAUACUUACCAUUCAUUAUAUUAUGACCUCUAUCGAGAAUUUAAAACCUUUCCGAAAAUGGAUGACCUGGUGAAGAAAUACUUUGGGCAUUUACCGAUUAAGUUCCCAAGUGUUUCGGCUAUGGAUAAGAAUCUCUCUGCCACAUUAAUUAAUAACUAUACACCAUUAUCAUCGGCCGGUCCCACAAUAGAUAGCAUGAUCAAUGUCGGGGGCAUGCAUAUUUAUCCACCAAAGCCACUUCCCACUAAUCUACAGAAGUUCCUAGAUGAGGCAGAAAAUGGCGCAAUUUACUUCAGUUUGGGAAGUCAAGUUCAGAGUAAGGAUAUGCCUCCAGAAAAACUACAAAUUUUCCUUGAUGUCUUCCGUGAACUGAAACAACGCGUCUUAUGGAAAUUUGAAAAUGACAGUAUUACAGAUUUACCAAAAAAUGUUAUGAUAAAAAAAUGGAUGCCUCAAAAUGAUAUCUUGGCACAUCCUAAUGUGCGAGUUUUCAUCGCUCACGGUGGGCUCUUUGGCACACAAGAAGCCGUGUAUCAUGCUGUGCCAAUGCUAGGCAUGCCCUUUUAUUGCGAUCAGUAUCUAAAUUUGAAGAGAGCUGAGCAUGGCGGCUAUGCCAUUACCUUGGAUUUCAACACACUUACACGUGAUGAUCUGAAGAAUGGUCUGCAGCAGUUGGUCUACAACUCUACCUAUCGUGACACUACCAAACGGAUCUCGCGAAUUUUCCACGAUCGUGCCAUGGGUCCGCGGGAGACGGCACUCUACUGGAUCGAUUAUGUGAUACGUCACAAAGGCGCACGUCAUUUGCGCGCUGCUGGUUUGGAUUUGAAAUGGUACCAAUUUUAUUUACUGGAUGUUAUCGCAGCGGCAGUAGCUGCUGUAGUUGUUGCGCUCGGAGUUGCUGUUGCGUUAGUGCGUUGGAUUUUACAAACAAUUAAGGGAAGGAAGAUUAAACAAAAAGUGCAAUAAAAAGUUUAGCUAACGGAUUAUCUAAAUCUGUGUUAUGACAGAUGCGAUAGCCUCUAUGCCGAAAAAAUUCA